Messenger RNA from Orussus abietinus, 4360 nucleotides. Its product is annotated as death-associated inhibitor of apoptosis 1. The coding region runs from base 1172 to 2536 and encodes 454 amino acids. Lineage: Eukaryota; Metazoa; Arthropoda; Insecta; Hymenoptera; Orussidae. Gene Ontology annotation, molecular function: cysteine-type endopeptidase inhibitor activity involved in apoptotic process; ubiquitin protein ligase activity. The transcript has 3 exons. Gene Ontology annotation, biological process: positive regulation of protein ubiquitination; negative regulation of apoptotic process; regulation of cell cycle. The record is from RefSeq and is a predicted model, not a curated record. Gene Ontology annotation, cellular component: cytoplasm; nucleus.
AGCUGAGUGCAGGGCCGCAGCUACCCCACGAAUUAAUUCCAAUGGGAAAAAGGAGCUAGAUGCGUGGAAAUUUCUGAAACCGCAGGAAAAUUAAGAAAUACGAAGAAUAAAAUCCGAAUGCGCAAUAAAUGGGUUUUGGAUUAAAUUUUAGGGAUUAAACGUGAAACGAGAGAAACGCGUUCAUUGAUUCACGGUCGCGAUAUUCGUGAAAGGAAUAGUGGUAAUUCGGUAACGUAUUUUAUCACAGAUCUAUUAGCGCUCAAUGGAAAAUUAAGAAACGAUAUAGCGCUUCCAACCCUUUUCGCGACUGACCAUUCGCGUUAAGGAUGGUUAUUCUGGUUCUUUCUAAGACUCACCGAGUGGUCUAUAAGAAGACGAGAAUAACUCCCCAGUCACCGUCGUACACGUGUACCAGGGUGGUACAAAAUAGUGGGGAAAUAACGAAGAUUAAGCCUGCUUCGAGAACAUAUAAAAAUGUUAUUUUACACGGCCUAGAAUUAGCUCAAAAUUUUUACAAAAUCUCGACGAUCGAUGUCAAGCGAUAUCAUUAUACCAAAGACGUUUCCAUUUACUGAAAGAUAUCACAUUCAUAACGAAGUAUCUAAUUCCAACUUAUCCAAAAAAUCGGUAAACAAUUCCAAGAAACGAUAUACCCUGAAAUCUACCCAUUGGUGACAAAUCCUCUUGUUAACUCGUUUCUAGUUUAUUACGAUAACGAGGAAAAGAAAUCGAAAUUUGUGUACACUUCGGCAUGCAAUAUUCUUGGAAUAGCCAUUCAUAUAUUGGUCACCGCCUCAGCGCGUGCAGCGCGUCGGAGCGGUGGGGGGGAAUGUAUACAAUCGAGCAGUAAAGAGGAAACUGGCAGUAUUGGCGCUGCGGCCCUGAGUGCCACGCUGUGUACAGCUGUGCGCCAUCGUUUCUCCGCGCAUCGAUGUGACCGCGGCGCGGCGUAGUGUGUGGGUCGCGCGUUGUUGUGUGUGCAGCCUUGCGCCGUCCCGUGCGCGGGCUCGCGCUUUCGUGUGCGCGCGGCUUCGCGUCGCUGUGUGCAGUUGGCGUGCCGUACGGCACGUCCGGAGUCGGCUCUGCUCGCGGACCGAUCGGGGGAACGAUUCUGGAAAAGGCUCGAGCGAAUCGAGCGCGCGAGCUACCGCCAGCCAGAGUUUCCUCUGCUAUGUCAAAACGUGUACCGCUGAUCGUAUGCCGGACCCAGUCAAAUUCCAAGUGCAAGUGCAGCACUUCUCGAUUUGGGUUACACUGGCCGAGUAAAGUCAGAAAGCUAAAACAAAAAAAUCGCAACAAGAUGACAGGAAUUGUUGAACAUCGAGACCUAAGAGAUAGUUUAUCACCAUUCAAAUCAGCCGAUCAUCCACAUAUUCCACCGCCAACAUUACCGUUACUCACACAUGUCGAUGAAGUAGACAAUAUCGACUAUCGUUUCGAAGAUGCAAGGUUAGAGAGUUUCAGAAACUGGCCCAUACCAUUCAUGGACCCUGCAAAACUUGCAGCAGCUGGUUUUUACUAUACCGGAGAAGGAGACAAAGUUAGAUGUUUUGAAUGUCAGGUGGAAAUAUGUCAAUGGAUAGAAGGUGACAAUCCGAUGGUAGAUCAUCAGCGAUGGUCAGGCAGAUGUAGGUUUAUACGUAAACAGCCUUGUGGCAACGUACCGAUUGGGGUGGAUCCUCAAACGGUACCUCCGCCGCUGCCCCGAAGUCGAGAUGUAUGUGGACCAUAUGGAGUGGAAUAUCGACCUACUUCGGGACCGGACAACCAUUCGUUCACAAAAGACCUACAACUACCAAGCAAUGCAAAACUAGGAUGCUUAGGGCUUGGUCGACCUAAAGGCCCGUGUCAUCCGGAGUAUGCAAGUUAUGACGCAAGAUUACGAACGUUCGAAUCUUGGCCAAAAUCGAUGCCACAGACCAAAGAACAAUUGGCAGAUGCCGGUUUCUUUUACACGGGGAAGGGUGAUCAGACAUUGUGCUAUCAUUGUGGUGGUGGUUUAAAAGACUGGGAACCCGAGGAUGAUCCAUGGGAACAACAUGCCAAAUGGUUCUCAAAAUGUUAUUACCUUCUUUUGGUAAAAGGUCAGGAGUUCGUUAGUGGGGUAACGGGCCAGCGCGUAUCGCCUCCUUCAAAAGAAGAAGCCAUGCAGAUGAAUCUACCUAGUUAUAUUAAGAAGGUCGAGCAUUCUGCAGCUGUAGAGACGGAAACGAAACCCAAUGUCGAGAGCAAUCCUGGGCCAAGCACGGUGUUGAGCAGAUCCCAAGAUAGCGGUAUCGGAUCUCAAGACAGUGGUAUCGAGAAUUUAGGGUCCUCGAAAAAUAGCAGUCUAGAAGACUUAUCCAAUGUAAAGCCGACUAAUAGUAAGCCUAUCGAUGACGCGAGGAUAUGCAAGAUCUGCUACAACGAAGAGUUGGGCGUAGUGUUUUUACCUUGUGGACAUAUGGUUGCUUGCGUAAAGUGUGCACCCGGUAUGACGACUUGUGCCGUGUGCAGAGAACCCGUCAGCAUGACGGUCCGGGCUUUCUUCUCAUAGUAUUUCAUAUUUCGUGAUGUACAAUCGCUUAGCCCGAGAACGCGCUAUGGGGCGCUUACUAUGAUACUGCGAGCAUUUCUCUUCUAGUACUUCGUACUUCACGCCGUAACGACUGGUAGCGAGGAAGAUAUAGCUAUUCGGUGAAGAUGCGUUUAUCACAUACGCCUCGGGUAGUAAGGAGAUAAACUUUAGACACCUAGAAUAAACAAAUUGCAAGAUUUUAAUUUCAGUUGCCCCGAAAUCCCAUGCAGUAGCAUAUGUUCUAUCCCAAUUGUUGGCUCAUAAUUGCAGAAUGAAACUGCAUUCCUUCUCUUAAACGAGAAACAGCGAUGUGCCUCGGCAUGUGGAAAAUUUGUUACGGCUUUGAUGUUGCACCGAAUUGAACAUCAAAAGGAAUAAGCUGAUGCAUUGGAAAUACGCUGAUCGAAUUGUAUUUUUAACAUAUUUAAAGAGUCCCUUUUGACUGUCUUUUAUAAGUAAUUCUAAAAGAAAAUUUCUUUUUCAUAGGUUUGCUGCAUUAAUAUCUGGCUCUCCUAAUCCAAACAGUAUUAAAACGAUUCGUUAGUCUGUCUGGUGAAUUAUUGUGAAUACUUACAGAACAUAUGAUAAUUACGCAAAUAAUACAAUUCCGUUGCCUAACUGCAACCUCUCUGUAUAAAAAACGAAUGCACCUUACUAAAAUCGAAUGUUAACGCGUUUAGCAUUAAUCCCAUCAUCAUCCCCUAAGGGCCGACGUCAUUAUUAAUUGUUAUCGAUAAGUCUAGAGCUAGAAAGGUAUAUACAUAUUUUUAAAAAAUAACGUUGCGUACAUUUCGCGCUACGAAACUAUUACUAAUUGCUGCGUUACUGUCGCUCCGAUGGCCUGCAAUAAGGAUCAACAUUGACCCUUUACUGUACAAGCCUGUCGAAAUGUAAAAUAUAUAUUUUCGGAUCUUUUUCGGUCGAGUAUAGAAAAAAUAGUUAAACUACCAUCUACGUGUAUCGUUUGUAACAUUUUUUUGUCGUAAACAAAAAAUAUUUUGCUCAUUAAUUAUUUUUUGUGUGCUCAAUAAGCCAAAAGAAAUCCGAAAUGGUUUUGUGCAACCAGCAAGAAUAAAUGUAACUUGUAAAAUUGCUUAGCGUAUGUCACCAGUGAAGGGUUAACUUUCUUCUUUGUAAGCUUGCCAUCAAAUUUCGAAGUACCAUUUUUCGUUGACUCGGUUUUGAAACGAAUAAUUUCUUUUGAUAAAGUCAUCAAAUUCAAAACACUGAAGCCAGUGAAACGUGGUUCGCAAAAUACUUUAACAAAAUGUGAUAAUUUGUCUGGGCCAAAUGUUUCACGAAAUUGGUGGAAUAUAAAUAUAUGUGUACAUUUGCGAAGACAAAUAUCUUAUAAGCGAUGCAGAGUUUAAUUGUAAACAUCAACCGAGUCGCAUUGGGAACAGACUGAGCAUUUCAGAAAUAUUGCAGUGGCAGAACUUUUACGCCUUUAUUUUAACAGAAAGAGUAAGCUGGUGGAGUAAUACCUUAGUACAGAAAUUACACAACUGUCAAUAACUUCCAAAUAAGUUCGAAUACCGAGAUUCUGGCAGAGUCUGAAUAUCGAAUUUCGAUACAAACAAAUUCAAAAGAGUAAGCAAAAAAUUUGGCAAAUGAACCGAAUUACAGCAUAAUUCUACAAGAAUACUUCCGUUAUCGAAGGUGGAGCAUAGUUCUAUGAUAUUUAGAAAGUUGACAGUAUAAAGAAUUGUUACGGCGACAUUCUGUACAAAUCGGAGAUCAUCUAAUUGUGUAUAAUUCUUGUGAUUAAUGGUAUGUAUAAUAAAAAGGUUAGAGUAAUGAAGA